Messenger RNA from Trichoderma gamsii, 2379 nucleotides. RefSeq names its product alpha-1,2 glucosyltransferase ALG10. Gene Ontology annotation, cellular component: endoplasmic reticulum. Gene Ontology annotation, biological process: protein N-linked glycosylation; dolichol-linked oligosaccharide biosynthetic process; mitochondrial electron transport, ubiquinol to cytochrome c. Bases 1 to 2379 code for a protein of 792 amino acids. NCBI's taxonomy places the organism in Eukaryota, Fungi, Ascomycota, Sordariomycetes, Hypocreales, Hypocreaceae. Gene Ontology annotation, molecular function: dolichyl pyrophosphate Glc2Man9GlcNAc2 alpha-1,2-glucosyltransferase activity. The record is from RefSeq and is a predicted model, not a curated record. The transcript is spliced from 8 exons.
AUGGUCUCUCAAACCCCCCUCCGCGCUGCGGAAUUCAAGAGCGCUUACGGCCCCAAAUACGCUUUCCAGCCCAACUUCAAGGGCAUCAGCGUCCAGUCCGCCGCCCGAUACGGCUUCCGAUCUGCCACUAUCGGUGCCGGCCUCGGUAUGGCUCUGGUUCUCUUCGCCUCCAGCCUGCCUCGUUUCCGUGCCGAUGUCCUCUCAAAAAUCCCCAUUAUCGGCAGCACCUGGGAGAAGAAGGAGAUCCACCCCGCUGACAACUCUCCUUCUACCGACAUGGCAUCGCCAACGGGCGGCGCCCCUGACGCCCUAGCAAGCUUCAAAUUCGCAUCAUGGGCUGCCGGCGCUGUCCCAGUCGCUUUCGUUCUCCAUACAUUGCUCUUCAAAACCAGCGCAAAUAGUUCUGGCAGUCUAGGUCUUGGAUUUACUGUUUUCCUUGCGGCGGCGGCGUUCCUCUGGCUGGGUGUGGUGUCUGAAAUUGUUCCCGAGCCGUAUCUGGAUGAAGUAUUUCAUAUUCCCCAAGCGCAGAGGUAUUGCGAGGGCAAAUUCUUGGAGUGGGAUGACAAGAUUACUACGCCCCCGGGAUUGUACUGGAUAUCGAUCUUGAUCCCCCAAGCAGCAAAAAGCAGCGGCCUAAUCUCUUCUUAUGCAUGUGGUCCCAAGUCUCUUCGGGCAACCAACGCAGUCGGCAUCAUCGUGCUGAGCUACAUAGCCCUGCUCUGUCGAAAAGCAAUCGAAGCACGUCUUCAUCAGGCGCAUUCAUCCAUCAGCAUCAGCUCCACAUCUCAGUAUGCCACUCACACAGCCUUUAACAUUGCUCUUUUCCCUCUACUCUUUUUCUUUUCGGGGCUUUACUACACGGAUGUUAUAUCCACAGCUGUUGUCCUCGUAUCCUUCUUAAACCAUCUUCAUCGCAUUGGUCGUGAUCGGAGUUCAUUCUUGAGCGAUGUCAUAACCAUAGUCCUAGGGCUGUGCAGUCUCACCAUGAGACAGACAAACGUGUUUUGGGUUGUUGUCUUCAUGGGAGGUUUAGAGGCCGUCCAUGCUGUCAAGAGUUUGCAGCCAGAGGCGGUUGUCCAGCCGUACAUGACGUCGCUGUCGGAGCAGUUGUUGUUUUUCUUCAAGAGAUGGUCCGUUGGACAUGUGCAUGAUCUGCCAUUGAACAUGGCAUACCCCGAAGGUAAAAAGACCCCUAAAUCUUCCAGCUCAAAACCAAAUCCUAACCAAGGGAUUCCAGACAUGCUAUUCACCGCCGUCAGUCUCAUAGUCGCAGCACUCUGCAACCCCUUAAGACUCAUCAGGCAGAUAUGGCCCUAUAUCACCGUCCUAGCCGCCUUUGCAGGAUUCGUAGCAUGGAAUGGCGGCGUGGUCCUUGGAGACAAGUCAAACCACGUUGCCACCAUACACCUCCCGCAAAUGCUCUACCUCUGGGCCUUUUUCGGCUUCUUCUCACUCCCGCUAUUCGUCCCGUAUGCGAUUCUAGUAGUCGAUGCUGUACGAAGCGUCCUCAUUGCACGGAAGGAUAAAGACAUACCCAAAGAGAGCAAGAAUGUAGCACGUAAGCCGGCGCUGUCCCUCCCACUGAAACUCUUCACCUUCAUCUUCAACAAUCGACUUCUAUGGCCGCUCUACUUGGCCGCUACCUUUGUCCUGUCGGGCCUCGUCGUCCGCUUCAACACCAUCAUCCACCCGUUCACUCUCGCCGACAAUCGCCACUACAUGUUCUACGUCUUCCGAUACACCAUUCGCCGCGCGCCUUGGAUUCGAUAUUUCCUCGUCCUCCCGUAUACGAUCAGUCGCUGGCUCGUCUGGGGCACUCUAUCCGGCUGCACGAAUUGGAUCUCGGGAACUCACAAGGACGCUUGCUCUGCAUAUUACCACUCAUCUCGCCCGUCGUCAUUUACAUGCGAUCCCUUUGUCGCAGCAGAUGUUGAUGCAUCUACGUCUAGAAACUUUCAAGAAGAGGUAAAGAAAGACACUAAGCAAGACCCCCUCUUCAUCUCAACGGAGCCCGUCCCAACAUCCACCGGGCUCAUAUUCCUGCUCGCCACCACCCUUUCGCUCAUUACAGCGCCAUUGGUUGAGCCACGCUACUUCAUCAUACCAUGGGUCGUAUGGAGGCUUUUGGUACCUGCUUGGCGACUGCAUGACCAUCAAGAAGGAGAAAGUAGUCUGUUCGACGGCGCCAGUUCAACAUCACUCUGGGGCAAAUUCGUCAACUUUUGUCGCGGUUAUGACGUUCGGCUGAUCUUGGAAACAAUCUGGUUCGUUUUGAUUAAUCUCAUCACGGGAUACAUAUUCCUCUCCAAGCCAUAUGUUUGGAAGGCCGAAGACGGAAGUAUCCUCGACGGAGGAAGAUUACAGCGCUUUAUGUGGUAG